Messenger RNA from Saccostrea echinata, 1685 nucleotides. Its product is annotated as zinc finger MYND domain-containing protein 15-like. Gene Ontology annotation, biological process: negative regulation of DNA-templated transcription. The record is from RefSeq and is a predicted model, not a curated record. NCBI's taxonomy places the organism in Eukaryota, Metazoa, Mollusca, Bivalvia, Ostreida, Ostreidae. The coding region runs from base 43 to 1470 and encodes 475 amino acids. The transcript has 10 exons. Gene Ontology annotation, molecular function: histone deacetylase binding.
CUUUUAUGAUCAGUCAAAUGGAAUACUUUUAUGAUCAGUUAAAUGGAAAAUUCCGAAGAAGAAACUGUUAAGAACAUUCCUAGUGAAGAUACAGUGUGGUUUAUAGAAAGGUGUUUGGGAGAUGGGAAUGAUUAUCUUCAAGUUAUUGAUAAACAUUGUAAACUCAUUGGAAAGUGUCAACAAAAUGUAACAAGAGAUUUACCAUCAGACAUUCUUCAGUGCUUUAUGAAAGCAUGUUUAUUUCCAUGUAAAACACCUGUACGUCGACCAAGGCAUUUAGUGCUUAGGAGUGAAACUAUAGAGAAAUUCACAAAAAGCCCUUAUUUAGAACAGAAAUUUCACCAUCUAGGUAUUAAUUUAGUUGGUUCAACUAAAACAGUUUCCUUAGAGGGCAUUAAAUGGAGGGAGUGUCAUUUUUGUCACAUGCGAGCUGAUCAGCAACUCCUUUUUCUCUGUCCAAUGUGCCAGGCUGUGUUCUACUGUUCUACCGAGUGUCAAAGUCAACAUUUACAAGGUAGCUCCUCCCAGUCUCACAGCUUUUGGUGUUCAAAGUUCCACUCUUACAUGAAAGACAAAAAGAUUGCAGAAUUCCCAUUUGAAUUUUCCAAAGAAACUUGUUCAUCAGAUUUUGAUGAGAUGCAAUACAGAGAAUUUCUGCAAAAUAAAGGUGUAUUUGGAGAAGGAUGCUGGCUGAGGGAGGGACUUAAUCCAGCAGAUGAAGUUCAAAGAUACAGUUAUGGUAAAUGUAUGGAUUUAGAUAAUCCCUAUGUCCUACCAGUGGAAUCCUGUGUUCUAGAUGAACCUGUCUGUGUGGAUUCUCAGUCAGCUGUAGUAGACUGGAGUUCAUAUUACAGGUGUAGAGGACUAGAUCUGUCCUCCCCGAUCGCUCUCCUGCUACAAUGGCCCCUAACAGUGUUUUAUAUCAUAAAGUACCUGUUGAAUAUUCAGAAUGCUGUGAAUCCCUCUGAUGGCCAGAUCAACAUUGAUAUUGUUGGAGUUGAGAAGGAGGUGGAACUUAUUCCAGUUUUUAAAGAGCUAGGAUACCUGCUCAGUGAUCAUGUCAUCAGUAUACAUAUGUUUGGGAAACAUUUACACCAUAGGGUUAAAGAGAAAUCCUGGAUUUUUUCCAAUGUCACCAUUACAGUUCACAAUCAGUUUUAUCAUAAACAUGUCUCACAAGAAAGAAUUCCUAAUGUCGUUAUUGGCCUCAAUGCUGGCUUAGCUGCAUAUUCUUCCUGGAUUCCAACCAUCAACAAGUUAAAGGAGAUGAAGAUUCCAGCUUAUUUUACAGACUACUGCAGAUCAAGCAUUGAAUUCUCCAAGCUGAUGUUGCAGGAUCAUUGCGGGAUCAAUAUUUCUGCUCCUAUAUUAAAUCCUUUCAGAUCUCCAAUCAGAAAAAUCAGCAGUGAUCAUGAACUUCCAUGGUUCAGCAAUGCUUUUAUAUAUUGUUUAGAAUACAAUUCAGGUUGAUUCAAUGUAAUAUAUAUUUUAUUUUGUUUUCUUUUCAUAAAUUUUCGAAGGAGAUUUCAACAAUAGAUGUAAAGCUCAAACUAUACAGUAUUAUAUUGUACGUUUGAUGGAAGGUUAAGGCAGAAAAUGAUAAGCGAUUAUUUUCAUGACAUAUAUGCUUUAAAAGUGUUCGAAACACAUUGUAUAUUUUACAAUAAAGAGCAAUGGAAGAAAAC